AUGGCGCCCGAACCCCGAACCUACGUGUCCGGCGGCCGCGUUCUCGGAAGCCCCCCACUCUCCGUCCGAGUCAGUCGGUUCUUCGAGAGUGUGUAUGUGUUUCUGGGUCUGUAUCUCGUGAGCUUGUUCUCGCUCGAUCCCUACGCCGCGGCGCAGAAUUCGCAGUUCAAUAUCCAUCGGAAGGGGAAUAGCUCGGGAUCUAGGUCGCGAUGGGGGCUUUUUGGGGGUGGUGGUGGUAGUGGUGGUGGCGGUGGUGGUCCAGGGGGAGGCCCGAGGGGAUUUGGGCCGAGGAAGAUUGGUCGAGUGGACGAUGUUCGUGGGCCGGAGUCACAGCAUCCAUCUCCAACCCAACCCACAUUCUCAACCCUCACCACCACCACCACCACCACCAAACCAAACAUAACCAUGCCCCCCGCAACCCCCCCAACCGACUCCGACUGGAAAGCCCUCUUCACCACAACCCUCCAACAGCUCCAAUCCACCACCACCACCACCACCACCACCAGCUUCCCAACCUACCCGCUCCCCGCGCACCCCAGCCUCACAAUCGACCACACCCAACUCUCCCCGACCGCCAGCCCCACGCAAAUCGACACCCUCUGCACCGAAGCCCAACGCCACCACUUCGCCACCGUCUGCGUGCGGCUGCCCUACGUCGCCCGCGCCGUGCAGAACCUGUCCAGCAGCAGCUCCCCCCAAACCACCCCCGACAAGCCCACGCCCACGCCCACCCCCGGCAUAGCCUGCGUAAUCUCCUUCCCGCACGGCACGGACCCCACGGCUUCCAAGACGCACGAAGCGGCCUCCGCCGUCGCCGCCGGCGCCACCGAGCUGGACAUGGUGCUGAACCGGCCCCUCCUGCAGGCGGGGGAGUACACGGCCGUGCACGCGGACAUCCGGGCCGUGCGGACGGCGAUCCCGGCGGACGUGGUGCUGAAGGUCAUCCUGGAGACGGGGCGGCUGGCGGGGACGGACGAGGUGGUGGCGGGGAGUGUGGUUGCUUGUCUGGCGGGGGCGGAUUAUAUCAAGACGAGUACGGGGUUUGAUGGGCCCGGGGCGAGGGUGGAGGAUGUGCGGGUGAUGCGGUGGGUUGCGGGGAGGAUGGGGACGGGGACGAGGGUCAAGGCUAGUGGUGGGGUGAGGGGGGCGGGGGACUGGAGGGCGAUGGUGGAGGCCGGGGCGGAGAGGGUGGGGAGUAGUUCGGGGGUGGGGAUUGUG
Molecule: messenger RNA, 1218 nt
Organism: Aspergillus aculeatinus CBS 121060
Lineage: Eukaryota; Fungi; Ascomycota; Eurotiomycetes; Eurotiales; Aspergillaceae
Product: 2-deoxyribose-5-phosphate aldolase
Exons: 4
Biological process (GO): carbohydrate catabolic process; deoxyribonucleotide catabolic process
Cellular component (GO): cytoplasm
Molecular function (GO): deoxyribose-phosphate aldolase activity
Source: RefSeq, a predicted model, not a curated record